Messenger RNA from Folsomia candida, 1356 nucleotides. Its product is annotated as 6-phosphogluconolactonase. The record is from RefSeq and is a predicted model, not a curated record. Gene Ontology annotation, biological process: pentose-phosphate shunt; carbohydrate metabolic process. Gene Ontology annotation, molecular function: 6-phosphogluconolactonase activity. Bases 239 to 961 code for a protein of 240 amino acids. The transcript has 4 exons. NCBI's taxonomy places the organism in Eukaryota, Metazoa, Arthropoda, Collembola, Entomobryomorpha, Isotomidae.
GCACUGCGUAAAAUUAAAUUGGAUCACAUUUUUUAUGUUUAAAUCUCUAAAAGAAGGAAGUAUUAUUACAAGUAACGCAGCAGCAAGAAGAUCAUUGCACCACCACAAAACCACCGUACACUAAAACCACAAACCGGUAAGAAAGUCUUGUCUUGUCACGAACCAGUGACCACGACCCGACUUCCGUCCGUCAAAGAAGUGUUACUCUUUCUUCUUCACAUCUGAUUUUAGUGUGACGAUGGCCGUCCCUGCAAAAUUCCUGGUAACUCAGCUCUCCGAUGAGAACUAUAAUUCUUAUUUGUGCGAGAAAAUUCAAGAAAUUGCGAAUGAGGCAAUUUCAUCGAGAGGUGUUUUUCUCUUGGGGGUGUCAGGGGGGUCCAUUAUCUCCAUUUUGGCGGAAGGUCUCCCAAAACUAAAUACGGAUUGGACCGCGUGGAAAAUAUUUUUAUGUGAUGAGCGCCUCGUUCCUGAGGACGAUAGCGAAUCGACAUACGGACAAUACAAGAUAAAACUGUUUCCUACACUUGCAUCAUUUCCAGAAGCCAACUUUGUCGCGGCGGACUGUUCCUUGGCCGGGGUUGAAGCGGCGAAGGACUACGAGGCAAAGUUAAGAGCUUUGUGGACCGAAGAAGAGAAAAAUAGUCCUUCUUACGGGAUGGCGGAUUGUCUUUUGCUUGGUGUUGGACCUGAUGGACACACUUGCUCUCUAUUUCCUAAUCAUGCCGCUCUGAGUGUUGGGGAUUGUUGGGUAACGAACAUUGAGGAUUCGCCAAAACCUCCCCCUGCCAGAAUCACGUUGACCUACACGUUCAUCAAUAAGGCGACCAAUAUCUUAAUUGCGGGGAAAGGGAAAGAAAAAUGGGACAUUUUAGAGAAAGUGCAAAAUGGUCAAGAUUUCCCCAUUGGACGCGUCGAUAAUCCAGGUGGUCAUUUGGAAUGGAUUCUAAAUGACGCCAAAUAAAUUUUCUUAAUUAUGAAUAUGCGCUCAACCAAUGUCCAAAAUUGCUCCCUUAGUUAAAUAUUAUCAGCACAAGGAACACAUUUAAAAGUCAAGUUACCGACGAACGAAACCAAAGAAAAAUAGUUAAUUAUUUCAGAAAACGAUAAAUAUGUCAUGUAAAAUGUUUGAGAUAAAUGAUGAUUAUUGUAAUUCUUCUGGUGAUGGUUGAAACAUAUCUGCUUUAUUUAAGAUAAUUAGCAAUCAGUAAUAAAUUUAAUUUCCCACUUGUUGCAAUUACUCACUCACGCAAUAGGUAUUUUUGGUAGUACAUUCGCAAUACAGAAAUAAAGAAGAUUUAAACAUGUAUGUCAAUCUAACGAUUGUUUAAGAAUAAAUGAUAACUUAACGUUUAAAAA